Molecule: messenger RNA, 1121 nt
Organism: Sesamum indicum (sesame)
Lineage: Eukaryota; Viridiplantae; Streptophyta; Magnoliopsida; Lamiales; Pedaliaceae
Product: protein LIKE COV 3
Cellular component (GO): Golgi apparatus
Source: RefSeq, a predicted model, not a curated record
UCCGGACUCGUAACAACAACUCAUAGCUUGAGAGAACGAGAGAGACAGAUGGGGACGAGAGAGAGAGAUGGAGAUCUCGAACGCCUUAUACCUUUAUCGAUCAAAGAUACUGCUAAUCGCUCGAAAUCCUCUUCUCCUUAUAAUUCACCGUCGGCCAGCGGCGCCGGCUCCGCCGGCAAGGAGGCAUUUAGCAAAGUGAUUCGGAGUUGGGCAUCCAAAAAGUUCAUGACAGGAUGCGUGAUCUUGCUUCCCCUUGCCAUCACAUUCUAUAUAACUUGGUGGUUUAUCCAUUUUGUGGAUGGAUUCUUCUCACCAAUUUAUAGUCAUCUGGGGAUCGAUAUAUUUGGUCUUGGAUUUGUAACAUCACUUACUUUCAUCUUCCUGGUUGGAGUGUUUAUGUCAUCAUGGGUGGGUGCUUCGCUUCUCUCAUUGGGAGAAUGGUUUAUUAGAAAGAUGCCCCUAAUGAGCUAUAUAUAUGCUGCCUCAAAACAAAUUAGUACAGCAAUUUCUCCAGAUCAGUCUUCUCAAGCCUUCAAGGAAGUGGCUAUCAUAAGGCAUCCUCGUAUUGGAGAGUAUGCAUUUGGUUUUAUUACAUCAACUAUUAUCCUCCGUAAAAGUUCAGGUUCGGAGGAGCUUUGUUGUGUUUAUGUGCCGACCAACCACCUUUAUUUGGGAGACAUAUUCCUUAUUAAUUCAAAAGAUAUUAUGAGGCCUAAUCUUUCUGUCCGAGAGGGCAUAGAGAUUGUCAUCUCUGGAGGAAUGUCUAUACCAAAGAUUAUGACUAUAAUGGAUUCGCAAUUCAUAAUGUCGCCAAGACUUGGGAAAUUAACAAUACCACAAGUUUAGGGGGGUACUUUCCAAACGUUGGAAGCUGCAAUUCCCCAUUGUCUCUUAUUUAGAUACUAGAGAUAUCGGGGCUAUCCAAGUUCUAAGGUUAAAAGGCUUGGCCUCAUGAUAUUGAUAUCAAAGAGGGAAAUCUUUGUCUGCAUGCUUACAUAUCUAUGUUAUAUAGACUUUGAUUUUUCUUUUUCUUGAAGCAAUUGUAAAACACGAAACUAGUUCAGAUAUGUCUGAAAGACAUUUGACAUGCUUGACAAGAAAUCAAUAUUGUGAAACAUCAA